This is a messenger RNA of Rhagoletis zephyria (snowberry fruit fly), 2163 nucleotides long. NCBI's taxonomy places the organism in Eukaryota, Metazoa, Arthropoda, Insecta, Diptera, Tephritidae. The record is from RefSeq and is a predicted model, not a curated record.
AUGGCCGAGUGCGCCAACGCCGCCGACGAGGCCAACUGCACCGCCUCCACGGUGGACUGCGGCGAUGACUUCCGCUGCGCCAACCUCCAGUGCAUUCCCGGCAUCUGGCGCUGCGACGGCAUCUUCGACUGCGACGACAACACCGACGAGCAGAACUGCACCGCCUUCAAGAGCGCCCUGACGGGCGCCGGCGCCUGCAACAAGGAGCACGGCAAGUUCCAGUGCAGCACCGGCGAGUGCCUCGACUACGCCCUCGUCUGCGACGGCCGCUCCGACUGCCUGCUGGGCGACGAUGAGCAUGCGGAGCAGUGCCGCAGCCGAUCAUCCGACGAGGCCGGCGCCGCCUCUGACGCCUGCCACGCCCGCCAGUGCUCGCACAUGUGCCUCUUUGACCCGGUCAACAACGCCUCCUUCUGCUACUGCCCGCCUGGCUACCACCUGGAGGGCGGCCUCAACGGCACCGCCUGCACCGACUACGACGAGUGCUCCGACGUGAAGCUGACGAACCUCUGCACGCAGCGGUGCACCAACCUGGAGGGCGGCUACCGCUGCGACUGCUACGACGGCUACCGCAUGACCAAUGUCAGCGGAGCGCACGGCACCACCACCUCAAGUUGUCUCGCCGAGGGCACCGCCCCUCUGCUCUACUACAGCACCGGUCGGGCGAUUCGCGCCGUGGACCUGCGCGCCGGAACACUGGUGCCCAUUGUGGAGAGCACCGACCCGAAGGAGAUCAUCGUCGGCAUGGACAUUGAGGUGGCCAACGCCCACCAGCGACUGCUCUUCUUUGGCUCCACGGUCCACUCGCACGGGACGGUCUACGAGGUGGCCCUCGCCGAGGGCGGUUUCGCCCAUCAACUUCAAAAUGGCCACUCUACGGUGCUCUACCACGAGGCGCUGAAGGGCAUUGAGGGCCUGGCGGUGGACUGGCUGGCCGGCCACUUCUACAUUGCCGAGUCGGAGCAGGACCGCAUUCUAGGCCGCCUCUUCUGGACGCAGUGGGGCGCCGGCAAGGCGGGCAUCUACACCGCCGCCAUGGACGGCGCCGGCGCCGCCCUCUUCCUCGAUAAGGUCCACUGGCCCAACGGCCUGGCGAUGGACGAGACGCUGAACCGCCUCUACUGGUGCGACGGCAAGGAGGGCACCAUUGAGUACUACGACUUUGACACGCACGUCCGCCACCUCGUCUUCCAGGACCACAACCGCCAGCCGUACGCACUGGCCGUCUUCGAGGACUCGCUCUACUUCAGCGACUGGGCGACCAAUCAGAUUGAGGUCUGCGACAAGAUCACCGGCCACCACAUGCGUCCCCUGGUGGCGGACGCCCGGAUUGACCGCUUCUUCGGCCUGGCCGUCUACCACCCGCUGAUGCAUCGGGCCAGCGGCCGCCUCUCGCCCUUCGACAAGUUCAACCCCUGCGAGAAGGCGCCCUGUACGCACCUCUGUCUGCUGAAGCAGGGCGCCCUCGGCUACAGCUGCCGCUGCCCGGACCAGAUGACCCUCUCGCCGAAGGACAAUGCCACCUGUGUGAGCAAUAGCACCAGUGCCAUCACUGUUCUCCCAGCUAAGCCAGUGCCAGCGCCUCCGCAGAAGGCGGUCGUCAUCAAGCCGUCGGCCACUUUUGCGCCGAUCAUCAUUGCUAAGCCCACCACCACUUCAACUACCACAACCACUUCAACAACCACCACCACCACCACCACUGUUGAGCCAGUUGUUGAGGUUCGCAUGAAGGAGGAGGACAACGGCAUCCGCCCACCGCAACCCGCCGAGAACAUGCUCAUUGAGCAGGAGGAGAGCGCUCGUCCCUCCGAUGGCUCAUCGCUCACUCGGACCCUUUGCCGACUGCUCAUCUACUGCAUCAUUCUGGCCAUUGUCGCCUUUGUCGUGCUCAUGUGGAAGAACCUCUCAUUCCGCGAGCACAUGAGGGCCGCCUACCAGCAGCAGCUGGACCGCUACCGAGACCACAAGCAGGUGCGCUUUGUGCGCAACCAGAACUACGAUGCCGACCUCCUGGGCAAUGUGGAGGUGAAUGGGGCCUGCCUCAACCCCAACAACAAUCAACAAAAGCCGCAGCAGCAGCAACAACAGGAGCAGCAGCAGCAGCAGUUCUACUCAAAGCCACCCGUCGAGAGCAAGGACUGCUUCCUGAAUCCAUUUGUCUGA